AUGCGCGUUGGCAGAGGCGGAAUUGAGAGAAUUCUCUCGUUGUGGACGGAGGCAACUUGGGGAGAAGCUCCAACCGGUCGUAUUCGCCAAUGGCGACGACGCUCCAGGACGAGGGAGCCAGAAGUCGAAUUGGAUGGUGGAAGAGCAGUGGAAGUGCUAGAGCAGAGACAGGUAAUCCGCGACCGUCAAACGAGAGACUAUGGGGAAUCGAGGGGUCAUGGUCGUGGUGGGCGAAGAAUGGCAAAGGAGGAGAAAUAA
This is a messenger RNA of Hymenoscyphus albidus, 258 nucleotides long. NCBI's taxonomy places the organism in Eukaryota, Fungi, Ascomycota, Leotiomycetes, Helotiales, Helotiaceae. The record is from the annotation of a GenBank genome assembly.